Molecule: messenger RNA, 1951 nt
Organism: Purpureocillium takamizusanense
Lineage: Eukaryota; Fungi; Ascomycota; Sordariomycetes; Hypocreales; Ophiocordycipitaceae
Gene: ARO2
Product: Chorismate synthase
Exons: 2
Coding region: 297-1487 (396 amino acids)
Biological process (GO): aromatic amino acid biosynthetic process; chorismate biosynthetic process
Cellular component (GO): cytosol
Molecular function (GO): chorismate synthase activity; FMN binding
Source: RefSeq, a predicted model, not a curated record
AUCGUUUUUCUACUACCAUUUCUGCUGGUGCUGCUGCCACAGCUACCGUUACUGCCCCUCCCCCGCCAUAAUCAAGGGACCACCUACCGAUUCGCGGCCCCGAAACCGGAUUACAUCAGUCACGCACAGUCCCAGCGCCCACCAACAGGCGUAGCUCCGUACGGCCUCACUUUUUCCACCCCACCAUCGAAAGAUACAUCACCACAGGCAAACCCUCGCCCUCGUCCAGCAAACCCCCCGUCUAGCACAUCAAUCAUAGCAAUACUACCGCACGCCGCCCGCUCGCCUACACCGCCAUGUCGACGUUUGGCCACCACUUCCGGGUGACGACCGCCGGCGAGUCGCACGGCAAGUCGGUGUCGUGCAUCAUCGACAACUGCCCGCCGAACCUGCCCCUCACCGAAGAAGACAUCCAGCCGCAGCUCAACCGCCGGCGGCCGGGCCAGUCGUCCAUCACGACGCCGCGCAACGAAAAGGACCGCGUCACCAUCCACUCGGGCACCGAGUUCGGCCGCACGCUCGGCACCCCGAUCCUCCUGACCGUCCCCAACGAGGACCAGCGGCCGCACGACUAUGGCGACGCCACCGUCGACGUCUUCCCCCGCCCCUCCCACGCUGACUGGACCUACCUCGAGAAGUAUGGCAUCAAGGCCUCGUCGGGCGGCGGCCGUUCCAGUGCCCGCGAGACCAUCGCCCGCGUCGCCGCCGGCGCCGUCGCCGACAAGUGGCUGCGCGCGGCCUACGGUGUUGAGAUUGUCGCCUUCGUCACCUCGGUCGGCGGCAUCAAGCUCUUCGAGGACGACGGCGAGUCCAUGAGCGCCGACCCGGGCUUCCUCAGCCUCGCCGAGUCCAUCACCCGCGACCAGGUCGACGGCUUCCUCCCCGUGCGCUGCCCGCACCAGGACACGUCGCGCCGCAUGGAGGAGCGCAUCGCCGAGCUGCGCGACGCCCACGACAGCACCGGCGGCACCGUCACCUGCGUCAUCCGCAACGCGCCCUCGGGCCUCGGCGAGCCCUGCUUCGACAAGCUCGAGGCCGUCCUCGCCCACGCCAUGAUGAGCAUCCCCGCCGUCAAGGGCUUCGAGAUCGGAUCCGGCUUCCGUGGCGCCGAGAUGACGGGCAGCCGACACAACGACCCCUUCGUCCCCGCCCCGGCCGUCUCCGCCGCCGAGGCCAAGAUGGGCAUCCCCCGCAGCCGCCUGCAGACUAAGACGAACAACUCGGGCGGCAUCCAGGGCGGCAUCUCCAACGGCAUGCCCAUCUUCUUCCGCGUCGCCUUCAAGCCCCCCGCCACCAUCAGCCAGGACCAGACCACGGCCCGCUACGACGCCUCGGGCGAGGGCGUCCUCGCCGCAAAGGGCCGCCACGACCCCUGCGUCGUGCCCCGCGCCGUCCCCAUCGUCGAGGGCAUGGCCGCCCUGGCCAUUGCCGACGCCGUCAUGGCCCAGCACGCGCGCCAGCUGGGCAUCCACAUGGCGAAGCAGUAGACGACGACGACGACGACCGUUACUACUACCACCGCCAUCAUCACCAGGCUCACUACUACCAUCACACUACAACAGGGAGGACAAGAGAAAAUGCCGGGAAGACAAGGAACGACCAAAAAGAAGAGGAGUUAUGGAGCUGGCCGCAUUUCUUCUUUACCAACCAUAUAUCGGAAAAAGUACCUUUUCGUCAGCAUCUACAACUUAGAUAUCGGGCGGGGAUGAGUCGAGGGCAAUUGACAAACGUCAACUCAACCAUAUCCAAUCAACACAGUUCAACUCGCACGCUCGCACUCACAGACACAGACAUUGAUACACACACGCACAUGUACGCACCCAGCAACUCAGUGACAAGGACCUUCUUGUGGCCCUCUUGCGUCCUCCCGCCCGCACAAAAGCCUGCAUUUGCAUUGCAUUGCCAUGUACAUGUGCCACGUACUGAUUAUGUGAUUACGACAACGACAACG